Capsicum annuum is the source of this 1211-nucleotide messenger RNA. RefSeq lists its product as uncharacterized. NCBI's taxonomy places the organism in Eukaryota, Viridiplantae, Streptophyta, Magnoliopsida, Solanales, Solanaceae. The record is from RefSeq and is a predicted model, not a curated record. Gene Ontology annotation, cellular component: cytoplasm. Gene Ontology annotation, biological process: biosynthetic process. Gene Ontology annotation, molecular function: isomerase activity.
UUUUUCUUUUUCUUUUUUUCUUUUAGCUAUAAAAUGGACAAAGGAUGGCAUUGUUGAUACCAGACUACUAACUAAUUCCUUGACUAAUCUUGUUUGUUUCGUACAAUGGCUAAAAAGUUGGUGAAAUACUUUGUGGUAGAUGCUUUCACUAACACAGCAUUCAAAGGGAACCAAGCAGCUGUGUGCUUAUUGGAGGAAGACAAAGAUGACAAAUGGUUGCAAUCUGUUGCUGCGGAGUUCAAUAUCUCUGAAACUUGUUAUCUCACUCCGCUUACUGAAUCCACAAUGACAAAUCCUAGAUUUAGGAUUCGUUGGUUCACUCCAGUUGAUGAGGUCGAAAUAUGUGGACAUGCAACGCUAGCAGCUGCACACAUUCUAUUUGCCUAUGGCCUUGUUAAAUCUGAUACUGUUGAGUUUUUAUCAAGAUCGGGAAUUUUAAUUGCAAAAAGAGUACUAGAAACCAAAGCUUUAAAUUCUCAGGAUGAUUGGCAAAAAGAUUAUUCAAUUGAAUUGGAUUUUCCUGUUGUCCAAGUAGUUGAGACCAACUUUAAUGAUGUUCCUGCAAUUUCAAAAAGCUUGAAUGGUGCAUCCGUGGUUGAGAUCAAUGAGACAUUGAUGGGUGACCAUUUAAUUUUGCUCUCAUCAGGGGAGGCAGUGGCCAAAUGCCAACCUCAGAUCGAUCAAAUAAAAAAUUGCCCUGGCAGAGGAAUCAUCAUAACUGGACCUGCACCACAUGGUUCUGGUUUUGAUUUCUAUAGCCGUUUCUUCUGCCCAAAGUUGGGUAUCAAUGAGGAUCCUGUUUGUGGAAGUGCUCAUUGUGCCUUGGCUCCUUAUUGGUGCAAAAAGCUUGGCAAAUGUGACUUUGUCGCUUUAGCGGCAUCACCUAGAGGAGGUGUAGUGAAAGUGCAUCUAGACGAGGAGAAGCAGAGGGUAUUUCUGAGAGGGAAAGCUGUGGCAGUCAUGGAAGGUUCUCUUCUAGUUUAAUGUAGCAGUUGAAGUCCAUGAUCUCUAUUCAUCUGCCACAAUCACAAAACUUUAAUAAUAUGGUGAAAUGGAAGCAUGUGUCCAACUCUUUAAAGUCUUAAAUUGUUUUUUGGUUUGUACUUCAUUAUGACUUUUGGAGCAUUUUUCUGUUUUUGUAAGUCUAGUGUGUUUAAACAUCUAUUCUGUGCUUUGCUUUCAUUAAUAAAGUAACAUCUUCAGUUUGUCAA